This is a messenger RNA of Macrobrachium nipponense, 3966 nucleotides long. RefSeq names its product calcium-transporting ATPase sarcoplasmic/endoplasmic reticulum type-like. Gene Ontology annotation, cellular component: membrane. Lineage: Eukaryota; Metazoa; Arthropoda; Malacostraca; Decapoda; Palaemonidae. Gene Ontology annotation, molecular function: ATP hydrolysis activity; ATP binding; P-type calcium transporter activity. The coding region runs from base 409 to 3516 and encodes 1035 amino acids. The transcript has 11 exons. Gene Ontology annotation, biological process: intracellular calcium ion homeostasis; calcium ion transmembrane transport. The record is from RefSeq and is a predicted model, not a curated record.
AAUCCGGCGGGCCUCGCCUCUCGAGGCUUCGGUUUGUUCAGAGUUCGGAACGACCGAAGCAGCUGCUGCGAACCGAACCGCUGGCGCUCGGACGGCAGCAGUACAGUACCCAUGCUGGGGCUCACUUGUUGUUUCUGUGAUAAGUGUACGUACGUCGGAAUAACUUAUGGAAAAGUGACCUCCAUUUAGAUUUUUGUAAGUCGGGCGGUGUCUGGAUCGUUUGUAAUGGUACAGUAUUAAUCAGCGGCGUUGUUCAGUGUCGUGGGGGAAGUUUAAGGUGUUUAGAAUUGACAGUAAAAAGGGUGAAUUGUUCCGGAUGAGUCUAGUGGUGUGAGCAUCAGCCAGCUGGGUGUGGAGGAAGAUUGUUAUUGAGUGAGAGGAUUGGCUUAGAUAAAAGAUUUAGUCAAGAUGGAAGAUGCACAUACAUAUUCCUGCGAGGAUGUUCUCGCACAGUUUGCUGUAGAUAUGAGUAAGGGCCUCACGGAGUCCCAAGUAAAAAACAGCCAAGAAAAAUAUGGACCAAAUGAAUUACCGGCAGAGGAGGGAAAAUCUCUUUUUCAGUUGGUUCUAGAACAGUUUGAUGAUCUACUUGUAAAAAUUCUACUCAUGGCUGCUAUUAUAUCAUUCGUAUUGGCGUGGUUUGAAGAAGGUGAAAAAACUGUCACUGCCUUUGUAGAACCAUUUGUUAUUCUACUUAUUCUUAUUGCUAAUGCAAUAGUUGGUGUCUGGCAAGAAAGAAAUGCAGAAUCCGCUAUAGAAGCCCUAAAAGAAUAUGAACCAGAAAUGGGGAAAGUAAUCCGAGCCAAUAAACCAGGAGUGCAAAAUAUUAGGGCUCGUGAAAUUGUACCAGGAGAUAUCAUUGAAGUAGCAGUUGGUGACAAGAUUCCUGCUGACAUGCGACUUUUAAAGAUUUAUUCAACAACUCUGCGAAUUGAUCAGUCCAUCUUGACUGGAGAGAGUGUGUCUGUUAUCAAGCAUACAGACAUUAUUCCAGAUCUCCAGGCUGUGAAUCAGCAAACCUUGAAGGAAGGGGGCAAUGUAUCUCAGGCUACUAUCCAGGACAAGAAAAACAUUCUCUUCUCUGGCACCAAUGUGGCUGCAGGAAAAGCUUUGGGCAUUGUCAUUGGAACUGGACUAGGAACUGCUAUUGGCAAGAUUCGCACGCAGAUGGCUGAAACUGAGGAGAUGAAGACACCUCUUCAGCAGAAAUUAGAUGAAUUUGGAGAACAACUAUCAAAGGUUAUCUCAGUUAUUUGUGUUGCUGUGUGGGCAAUCAACAUUGGUCAUUUCAAUGACCCUGUCCAUGGUGGCUCAUGGGUUAAGGGAGCAAUUUAUUACUUUAAAAUAGCUGUUGCUUUGGCUGUUGCUGCCAUUCCAGAAGGAUUACCAGCUGUUAUCACUACUUGCUUGGCUCUGGGAACUCGUCGAAUGGCCAAGAAGAAUGCAAUUGUUAGGUCUUUGCCUUCUGUGGAAACCUUAGGUUGUACAUCUGUUAUAUGCUCUGACAAGACUGGAACUCUGACCACCAACCAGAUGUCUGUCUCUCGCAUGUUUGUCAUGGAUAAAGUUGAUGGGAACAAUUGUUCUCUCUUGGAAUUUGAAAUUACAGGUUCAACUUAUGAACCAGUAGGUGACAUAUACCUAAAUGGUGCUAAAGUUAACGGUGCUGAUUUUCAAGGACUUCAAGAGUUGGCUACUAUUGCUGUUCUGUGUAAUGAUUCGACCAUAGAUUUUAACGAGUUCAAGAACAUGUUUGAAAAAGUUGGUGAAGCUACAGAAACAGCUCUUAUAGUUUUGGCUGAGAAAAUGAAUCCACACUCUCAGAAUAAGUUUGGCAUAUCUCGACAGAUAGCUGCUACCUUGACCAAACAGGAUAUGGAAAGAAGGUGGAAGAAAGAAUUCACUCUAGAAUUUUCACGUGAUAGAAAGUCAAUGUCCUGCUAUUGUAUACCUAUGCAGUCUAGUCACAUAGGAACAGGACCAAAAAUGUUUGUUAAAGGAGCUCCAGAAAGCGUACUAGAUCGUUGCUCUCUUGUUAGAGUUGGUUCUCAAACACUUCCUCUAACUCCUGAAGUAAGAGAAAAGAUCAUGACUGUGACACGUGCUUAUGGUGGUGGCCGUGACACCUUGCGUUGUUUAGGUCUUGCUACUAUUGAUUCACCUAUGAAUCCUCAGAAUAUGGACUUGACUGACUCUAACAAAUUCCACCUGUAUGAAACAAAUAUGACAUUUGUUGGUGUAGUUGGUAUGUUGGAUCCUCCUCGAAAAGAAGUUCGUGACUCCAUUAGAAGGUGUCGAGCUGCUGGUAUUCGUGUAAUUGUUAUUACUGGUGACAACAAAGCUACUGCUGAAGCUAUAUGUCGUCGUAUUGGGGUAUUUGAGGAUCACGAGGACUUGACUGGGCUUUCUUACUCGGGUAGAGAGUUUGAUGAGUUGAGCAUUGCAGAACAAAGAGCAGCAUGUAUGAGAGCACGAUUGUUUUCGCGUGUAGAGCCUUUCCAUAAGUCAAAAAUUGUAGAGUAUCUUCAGGCUGAAAAUGAGAUUUCUGCAAUGACAGGUGAUGGUGUGAAUGAUGCCCCUGCUUUGAAAAAGGCUGAGAUUGGUAUUGCUAUGGGCUCUGGUACAGCUGUAGCAAAAUCUGCUUCAGAAAUGGUUCUUGCAGAUGAUAACUUUUCAUCAAUUGUAGCUGCAGUGGAGGAAGGUCGAGCCAUCUACAACAACAUGAAACAGUUUAUUCGGUACCUAAUUUCUUCUAACAUUGGUGAAGUAGUAUCUAUAUUUUUGACUGCUGCCCUAGGAUUACCUGAGGCCCUAAUUCCAGUUCAGCUUUUGUGGGUUAAUCUUGUCACUGAUGGCCCUCCUGCAACAGCUCUUGGCUUUAACCCCCCAGACCUUGAUAUUAUGAGUAAGCCACCUCGCAAAGGUGAUGAAUCGCUAAUCUCCGGCUGGCUCUUUUUCCGAUACAUGGCCAUAGGAUGUUAUGUGGGUGUUGCAACUGUGUUUGCUGCAUCAUGGUGGUUUAUGUAUGACCCAACUGGACCUCAGGUGAAUUAUUAUCAACUUUCUCAUCAUUUAUCAUGUCCAACUGAUCCAGACAACUUCAAGGGUCUAGAUUGUGCCAUAUUCAGUCACCCAGCUCCCAUGACCAUGGCAUUGUCUGUACUAGUCACCAUUGAGAUGCUCAAUGCUUUAAAUAGCUUAUCAGAAAAUCAGUCGCUUGUGAUUAUGCCACCUUGGGUUAACAUGUGGCUGCUGGCAGCCAUGGCUCUUUCUAUGAUUCUUCACUUCAUCAUCUUGUACUUUGACAUCUUUGCUGUGGUAUUCCAGGUGCAAUCAUUGUCUGUAGCACAGUGGGUAGCGGUGUUAAAAAUAUCAUUCCCAGUAAUCAUACUGGAUGAAACCUUUAAGUUCAUGGCCCGCAAGUUUGGUGAAGGAGAAAAUCCUCUCUUCUCUUGUCACUGGAUUGUUUUGGCUUGGGGCCUUUACAUUGCAUAUAUUAAGGUGUAUUUCGUUUAAUACACAUAAUUAUUAAGUGAAUAAAAGACGGACGUUUUAUUAUGAAUCCUGUAGAAAUGAAAUCAACUUUGUAUUGUUUCUGAGUAGUAAGGAUAGAUUUUUUUGUUAUUAAAUAAAAUUGUUAAGAAAGAAAUGUAUGUUUCCUUAAGCACCUGAAGUUAACACUCAAAUCUGGUUCUUAUGGGUCAAUCCUAACUGUUCAGGAUCAAUACUAUAUUAAUCUUAACUAAUGUAACAAUUGUAAAGUUUACUGUGCAAGUCCUAGAAAUGACCAAAAGUCAUUUUACAAGAUAAUGAACCAAAAGUAUGAGUGGAAGUGUAUUGUUGACUUUAUUAUUGUGAACUCUGACAUUCCAGACUAAUUGUAUGUUACACAUGAAAAAUAACUUCAAUAUUGUAUGAAUAAAUUUAUUCCAUGAAAUGGUCACAAAAAUAAAAUAAUGUUGUUGA